GGAGUCCACGCCAGCAUAUAAGUACGGACGCCGCUUCUGUAUCAGCAGUUGACCAUUCCUUGCAGACCUAGACAGGUGCCUCCACAGCCACCACCUUCGUCGUAGUCACGGACUUCAGUCCCAGCCACAGGGGCAUUGCCACCACAUUUACCAGCGCGGCUCAUUCCCUCCCCGGUCCCGCCCCGCCCUACCUGCCUGCCUGCCUGCCUGCUCCCACCGCCAUGAAGCUCCUCAUCUUGCUGCUGGCCUCAAGUGGGAUCGUGCUAGCCUCGCCUAGACGCAGGGGUCCACAAGUGGUGCAGUCCGGUUUACCCCACGUUGAUCAGCACCGCUAUUAUCCAAGAGCACAACUUGAUACCCGGCAAGAUUCUGGCGACCCAAAUACCGUUUGGGUCAAAAUCAACGCCAAAGACCUUCCGCAUUUUGAAGCCCAACAAGCCAAUUUCCUUUCUCUUUCCCAUAGUAGUGUUCAAAACCAGGAGCCUCAAGCUCAGGACACCUCUGAUGCUCAGUUCACUGUUCCAUCAAGCCCCUCAAAAGCUUCCCCCCCAAGGCCUCAGCCAGUCCCAUUGGUAAGAGACCCCCAGACUCUUCCCCAGGUUACCCAGUAUAGCGCAGCGUCUCAAGACACGGGAAGGAGAAAGAGACUACAAGACGCGCUGGUUAAGUCAACUAGUUACAAGGUCCUCCGCGACGCUGGUGGCAACGCUCAGCUUUUCAAAAUGCAGCCAGAACUUAGGCCUCUUCAUGAGCGUUUGGCUGACAACUACACGCUGGUCAUACCAAAUCCAGUGGACAACUUCAGAUGCGAUGACAAAAUUUAUGGUUACUAUGCUGACGUCGAGAACGACUGCAAGAUCUUCCACGUGUGUGUGCCUUUCCAACAACUGUUCCCCGCUAACUUCACAACUCCAUACACUUUACAGUAUUCCUUCUUCUGCAACAACAACACGGUAUUUAGUCAGGACACCAUGACUUGUGCUUGGGAAGAUGAGGCGCUUCCGUGCGAGUUUUCUCAGGAACUGUACAAGUUCAAUCACAACUUCUUCAGGAGAGUUCUUAAAGAGGAUGGCCCCGGAGAAAGGUGGGCCGAGGUAAACGAACCUCUCUCUGAGGAAAAGUAACUCCGGCUGGUCGUGGUGAGGGUGGCGGGCAUUGUGGUGCAGGGCUGAGUGGGGCAUUAGGGCAGCUGCUUUCUUGGAGGAGUGUCUUGCUCUUCUUGUUUGUGUGUAUCCAUCUGGCAGUCGUAAGGACAGUCCCCCAAUUGCUAGUAGUGUAUCAGAUCACCAGAAUCACCAAGAUAGUCAAAUAAAUUUUAUAGUCAAUCUAAGUUGAAAAAAAAAGCGUUUAUUUCGUGACAAACUAUGUUCCUUCAUGCGACAUAGUAUGAAUAAAUCAAAAGACCAGACGAAACAGUUGAGGUCUUCGGCAGCAUUAAAGAAAACUAAGAAUAUAGAACAUAUACAAUGUUAUACGACUUGCCCAGAUUCUUUCUGUAUGGGCUGCCAGCAUCCUGGCAGCCCAUCGCUCGAAUACUAUAAACAGCUAAAAACUUACUGCAUUAUACCUACUUAAACCCUUAACGUUGCAGGCUAUAUUUGACAAAUCCUGCAGUACUUCAAUCUGUCGGUCUGUAAUAAAGAGUCUUGACCUUCA
This is a messenger RNA of Scylla paramamosain (green mud crab), 1656 nucleotides long. RefSeq lists its product as uncharacterized. The record is from RefSeq and is a predicted model, not a curated record. The transcript is spliced from 5 exons. Gene Ontology annotation, cellular component: extracellular region. Gene Ontology annotation, molecular function: chitin binding. NCBI's taxonomy places the organism in Eukaryota, Metazoa, Arthropoda, Malacostraca, Decapoda, Portunidae. The coding region runs from base 222 to 1124 and encodes 300 amino acids.